This is a messenger RNA of Fundulus heteroclitus (mummichog), 1858 nucleotides long. Its product is annotated as transcription factor MafB. Gene Ontology annotation, cellular component: nucleus. Bases 349 to 1311 code for a protein of 320 amino acids. The record is from RefSeq and is a predicted model, not a curated record. Gene Ontology annotation, molecular function: RNA polymerase II cis-regulatory region sequence-specific DNA binding; DNA-binding transcription factor activity, RNA polymerase II-specific. The transcript has a single exon. NCBI's taxonomy places the organism in Eukaryota, Metazoa, Chordata, Actinopteri, Cyprinodontiformes, Fundulidae. Gene Ontology annotation, biological process: regulation of transcription by RNA polymerase II.
CUCCUGAGCACGCAGAGGUGCCUCCCGUGUUUAGCAGUCACCACAACUCUCAGGUUUUGGUCGCUUCAGCAGAGUAAGCAGCGCGGUGAAGACCCUCAGCACUGCGCAGACUUUCAAGAGGUGGGGAUCAGAUUUUUUUAUUGUGUGCAAAUCGGAGGCUUUUUUUUAAAAAAAAAAUCCUUUUUGACCGGUGUUCAAAGUUUGGAGGUACUUUCCCCCCUUUUUUUUCUUUUGAAAGCGAGUCUUUUUUUUUCAUCUGACUGUAUGAAAUAUAUGCGGGCAUUUGGAGCUCUGUGACGAGGCCAGCUUGCCCUUUCACGUCCUCGCUUGGGGCUGCAGACACUCCCCAUGGAUUUCGCCAACGACUUUGACUUUAUGAAGUUCGGCGUCAAGAAAGAGACCAUGCAAAGCCUGGACCGCUCCUUCAUCGGCCCGUGCGGCCAGCUGCAGAGGCCGGACUCGGUCUCCUCCACCCCCGGCAGCACACCUUGCAACUCGGUGCCCUCGUCGCCAAACGUCAACCCGAACGAGCAGAGAAACAACCCCGGGAGCGACCAGUUCUGGAUGCCCAACAACAACGGGGGAUACCCCCAUCAGAUGUACCCUCAAGCGUUUGGCCUGACGCCCGAGGACGCGAUGGAGGCCCUGAUAGGGGCCACGACGCAGCAGGGACACCCGUCUGCGCCCCACGGCCACCACCCGCAGUCCUUCCAGCCCGACUACGAAGGCUACGGGCACCUGAGCGAUCCCGUCCAGCACUACCCGGGCCUUCCGGGUCACCCCGACAUGCAGGGCAUCCCCAGCAGCCACUGCCACGACCCCUAUCUGAAAGACGAAAUGGGGAGCGAGUCCCCGGAGUCGCCGGAGGCCCAGCAGGUUCUCGGCGCGCACCACCAGCUCCAGCAGCAGCAGCAGCAGCAGCAGCAGCACAGCCGUCACGACCGGCGGUCCAACGUGGAGAUGCACUUCUCGGACGACCAGCUGGUCUCCAUGUCCGUCAGGGAGCUCAACCGGCUGCUCAGGGGCCUGAGCAAGGAGGAGGUGAUGCGUCUGAAGCAGAAGCGCCGGACCCUGAAGAACAGGGGCUACGCGCAGUCGUGCCGCUACAAGCGCGUCCAGCAGAAGCACAUCCUGGAGCACGAAAAGACGAGCCUUGUGACCCAGGUGGAGCAGCUGAAGCACGAACUGAGCAGGCUGGUCCGGGAGAGGGACGCAUACAAACUUAAAUGCGAGAAGCUGUCCGGGGCGAACUGCUACCACGAAACUGGCUCCACCAGUGACAACCCUUCCUCACCAGAGUAUUUAAUGUGAGUUCGAGCUUCUUCCACGGAGCCGUUUCAAAUUCCCCCCCUUCAGCAUUAAAGCAAUGACUGAAAUGACAGCGAAAACAACCAAAAAAAAAAAAACAUGCAACGAGAAAGGGGGGGUUGCAGUGAUUGCAUGCAUGCUGGUCAUGUAUGAGAUGUUUUUAUUUUAUACUGCCAUAGCUUAUCUUUUAUUUUGACUGAAAACAAGUACUUGAAAUCAGAUUUGCUUUUAUUAGCAUCCAUGUAAUCCUUUAGUUAAUGUUUCAUUUUUAUUGAGGUGAUUUCUCCCCCACCCCCUCCCUCCCUCCCUGCCUUUCUUUAUGUUGCUCAAAUCAUGGUUUGUGUUUAUGCUUUUAGAAGAGAAAAAAAAAAAAGAAAUUAUGCUUAAAAGUUUUAGUCUGUGAAUUAGAUUCUGCUGGACAGUAUCAGCCUUUCUCCUGAAGAUAUAAUUAUACAAAAUCUACAUAUAUGUUGGGUUUUUUCAUCUAUCUGUUCCCUUUUUUUUUUCAUUUAUUUGGAUCAAUAAACCUAAUCUGACAGUUUUAAACCGA